AUGGCUGAAUAUGAAACUUGCAUUUUUGGGCUAAAAAUGGCUUUGGAAAUGGAGAUUAAGGAUUUAAUAGUGUUCAGUGAUUCCGAUUUGCUCGUGCAUCAGACUCUCAAAGAGUGGAUCACUUGGGAUUCAAAGAUCGUGCCUUAUCAUUGUAGUUUAUUGAAUUUGGCAAACAAAUUUAGGAGUUUGGAGUUCAGGCAUAUUCCAUGUGCCAGAAAUGUCUUCGACGAUGCUUUGGCCACCUUAUCUUCGAUGAUUCAACAUCCAGACGAGUUGGUAAUUGAACCUAUCCACAUUCACUUGCAAGAAAAACCUGCUCAUUGCCUAGUUGUGGAAAAAUCCCCCGAUGGCCGUCCCUGGUACAGUGACAUUAAGGAAUUUCUCAAAACAGGGUCCUACCCUCCUGAGGCCGAUAUGACUGCCAAAAGCUUCUUGCGCAGAUUAUCAUCUAAAUUCUUCUUGAAUGGAGAAGUGGUAUACAAAAGAACGUCAGAUUUGGGCCUUCUGAGGUGUGUUGAUAAGGACGAAGCAGAGUACUUGAUGAAAGAAGUACAUAGUGGAGUAUGUGGAUCACAUAUGAAUGGCCACUUGUUAGCAAAGAAGAUCAUGAGGACCGGAUAUUUUUGGCUUACCAUGGAGCAUGAUUGUGUAGUUUUUGUUAGGAAGUGCAUCAAAUGUCAAUUGCACGGAUAUGUUAUACGCACUCCCCCCCCCACAGAAUUGCACAGUAUGACUGCUCCUUGGCCAUGUUCAAUAUGGGGUAUGGAUGUGAUUGGAGCCAUUGACCCUCCCGCUUCAAACGGGCAUCGAUUUAUUUUGGUGGCAAUUGAAUACUUUACCAAGUGGGUUGAAGCUGAGUCUUAUAAGCAUGUGAUUAAGAAGGUGGUGACGGACUUUCUAAGAAAACAUAUCGUUUGUCGUUUUGGAGUGCCGGAGACAUUAAUCACUGAUAAUGCCAAAAAUCUCAACAAUGACAUGGUAGAUGGUUUGUGCAAACAGUUCAAAAUCAAACAUCAAAACUCCUCUAUUUAUAGGCCAUAG
Molecule: messenger RNA, 1041 nt
Organism: Coffea arabica (coffee)
Lineage: Eukaryota; Viridiplantae; Streptophyta; Magnoliopsida; Gentianales; Rubiaceae
Source: RefSeq, a predicted model, not a curated record